Messenger RNA from Perognathus longimembris pacificus (Pacific pocket mouse), 458 nucleotides. RefSeq names its product 10 kDa heat shock protein, mitochondrial-like. Lineage: Eukaryota; Metazoa; Chordata; Mammalia; Rodentia; Heteromyidae. The record is from RefSeq and is a predicted model, not a curated record. Gene Ontology annotation, molecular function: protein folding chaperone; protein-folding chaperone binding; metal ion binding. Gene Ontology annotation, cellular component: mitochondrial matrix.
CAGGCGUGGGAGCAGAGUCCGAGUAGCGACCGCGAGAGUCAUGGCCGGACAAGCAUUUAGGAAGUUUCUCCCUUUGUUUGACCGAGUGUUGGUCGAAAGGAGUGCAGCUGAAACUGUAACCAAAGGAGGCAUUAUGCUUCCAGAAAAGUCUCAAGGAAAAGUAUUGCAAGCCACAGUAGUGGCCGUGGGAUCGGGCUCUAAAGGAAAGGGUGGAGAGAUUCAGCCAGUUAGUGUGAAAGUGGGUGAUAAAGUUCUUCUUCCAGAAUAUGGAGGCACCAAAGUAGUUCUAGAUGACAAGGAUUAUUUCUUAUUUAGGGAUGGUGACAUUCUUGGGAAGUAUGUCGAGUGAAUACAUCACUGAAAUGGCAUCAUGUGAAGCUGCCCAUUCCAUGGAAGUUCUGAGAUCUUUCAUCAUGUAAAUAAUUUCCGUAUCUCCCUUUUUAUAAUAAACUGCUGGU